Anolis carolinensis (green anole) is the source of this 2862-nucleotide messenger RNA. RefSeq names its product ADAMTS like 5 (gene adamtsl5). The record is from RefSeq and is a predicted model, not a curated record. Gene Ontology annotation, molecular function: metalloendopeptidase activity; protein binding. Gene Ontology annotation, cellular component: extracellular matrix. The transcript is spliced from 11 exons. Gene Ontology annotation, biological process: proteolysis; extracellular matrix organization. Bases 1241 to 2734 code for a protein of 497 amino acids. Lineage: Eukaryota; Metazoa; Chordata; Lepidosauria; Squamata; Anolidae.
GCUGUGUCAUAAUAUAAUAAUAAUAAUAAUAAUAAUAAUAAUAAUACAUCACACAGUCCUAGACACUUGGGAAGUGUCCGACUUGUGAUUUUGUGAUAUGAAAUCCAGCAUGUCUAUCUUGUUUGCUGUGUCAUACAAUAAAAUAAUAAUGGAUGUAAUGUGUUGUUGACGUGGAAGAGUUAACUGGGCUGUGUCUCCGGCUGGAAGUGAAUGAUGACACCAGUUGCUGCGGGGCAAGGGGAGGGGAGGGGAGGGAGGGAGGGAGGGAGGGAGCUGGGGAAGGGAGGAAGGAGAGAAAGAACGGAAGGAGAAGGAGGGAAGGAGGGAAGGCCUGUCCCGGGACGCCUUCCCAGGGGAUGGGGCGCAGGAGCAUGGAGCAAAAGCAGGAGCAGCAGCAACAACAACACCGGAGCAGCUGAGUCCCGGGAGCAGCGGGGCAGCCCUUGACCGCUUGACCGCUUGACCGCCCCCUUGACCCCAUGGCCUCCCACAACCAGCCCCACACGCAGGGGCCUCCCACGUGAGUAGCGUUAUUAUACUACUUCUAUUAUUAUUAUUAUUGUAUUAUUAUUAUUAAUAUCUUUGUAUAUUAAAAAAGUGAGUGUUUGUAUGUAUGUUUGGAUGUAUGUAUGUGGCAGCCGCCACUUCCACAGUCCACUGCAACCGCCACGAGUGACAGACCUGGCCCAAACUCGACACACUUCACCCCCAUGACGCACUUUACACCCUGGUGAUGUUUGAGGGAGGAUGGGCCACGGAUGAUGGGAUUUGCAGUACCUUCACUCAUUUCCUGAGACCGCUACGACUGCCGCCAAUGACAGAACUGAACCAAACUUAGCACACAUAUCCCAAAUGACACACUUUACACACUGUAGCCGUUUGGGGGAGGAUGGGCCACGGAUGAUGGGAUUUGCAGUCCUUUCCAUCGCCUCGCCUUCCACAGGCCACUGCGACACCCACCAGUGACGGAACUGGACCAAACUUGACAGACAGAACCCCUAUGACCCACAUUACACCCUGGUGAUGUUUGAGGGAGGAUGGGCCACGGAUGAUGGGAUUUGCAGUACCUUCACUCAUUUCCCGAGACCGCUACGACUGCCGCCAAUGACAGAACUGAACCAAACUUAGCACACACAUCCCAAAUGACACCCUUUACACACUGUAGCCGUUUGAGGGAGGAGGGACCAAGGAUUAUGGGAUUUGCAGUCCUUUCAAACACAGACCACGGUUACUCUAAUUAAUGACAGAUCAUGACCAAACUCGGUCUUUCUCAAAUGACCCAGAUGAGGGUAUUAAUAUAGUCAAAUAUAAUCAUAUAUUAUUUGACCCCAGGUGCCCCUUGACCGGCUGGCGGCUCCUGACCUGCCUGGCUCUCCCAUUGGCUGCUGCGGCUGCUCAGGGUCCGGACCCCAGGCGGACGGGGGGCGGCGGAGGCGGAGGGGGUUCGUGGGGUCCGUGGGGGCCCUGGAGCCCCUGUUCCGGCACCUGCGGAGGGGGGGCCUCCUUCCGCACCCGGCCCUGCCUACGGUUCCCGGAGGAGCAGCCCUGCCCGGGGCCCCCCCGCCAGUACCGCGCCUGCAGCCUGGAGGACUGCCCGCCGGGCUCGGUGCCCUUCCGCGACCUCCAGUGCAGCCUCUACGACGGGAAGCCCCUCCCGGGGGGCCGGGACCCCUACCAGUGGGUCCCCUUCCACGGAGCGCCCGACCCGUGCGACCUGGCCUGCCUGGCCCGCGGACACCACUUCUACUACAACUUCGGACGCGUCCUGGACGGAACGCGCUGCGGCGGAACCACGUCCCGGGACCUCUGCAUCAGCGGGCGCUGCUGGCGAGCGGGCUGUGACGGGACGCUGGGCCCGGAGGCGGGGCGAGAGGACGCCUGCGGCGAGUGCAACGGCCGGAACGCCAGCUGCGAGCGGGUGGAGGGGGUCUUCCGGGAGGCCGUCCCGCCCGCCGGCUUCUUUGGCUACAAGAACAUGACCCGGAUCCCGCCCGGCGCGAGGCACAUCAAGGUCACCGACCGAAGCCGCAACUACCUGGCCCUGAUGGACGCCCAGCAGCGCUUCCUGCUCAACGGGGACUGGACGGUUGACCGGCCGGGCCUUUACCCCGCAGUCGGGACCGAGGUGCGCUAUUCCCGCACGGCCGACGUCCUGGAGACCCUGGAGGCCCCCGGCCCCACCCGGGAGGAGCUGACCGUCAUGGUCCUCUUCCAGGCGCCCAACCCGGGCGUCGAGUUCGAGUUCUGGGUCCCGAAGGAGGGCGGCCGCGGCCCUAGUCCGUUGCGGCGGCAGCAGCAGACCCGGGAGGCCCAGGCAGAGCGGCCCCCGGAGGCCCCCGCGGCCACAGCGCCCCCCCAGCGAGAACGUUGUGGCGAGUGCCCGGCGGCGAAAGGGAAGUCCCGGCGCCUGCACCACUACUGCAGCAGCGACUUCGUCUUCCGUGCGCAGAUCCUGUCCCGGCGGUCGGUGGGGCGGGAGACACGCUACGACCUGCGUGUGGUGGAGACGUACCGCAACCGCUUCCCGCUCGAGCGCCGGGAGUUCGCCUGGGCGGCCGGGCCCUGCGCCUGCCCCCUGCUGGAGGAGGGGCGCCACUACCUGCUCAUGGCCCGGCGCCACGUCAACUUCGAGGGGACGCUCAACCGCCUCCUGCUGCCCCGGGGGGGCUACGCCCGGCCGUGGACCCCCCGCGAGGACCGCCAGGCCCGGCAGCUGGCCGGGAGGUGCCCCUGAGGAGGCCCGGGAGGUGGACACUUGACCACUGGGCGCGUUGGCCGAACCAGGAGGAGACCCCAGUCCUGCAGGAGACCUGCUUAUUGUCUAUCUUGAGUGGUAAUAAAUGUAUUAUAUUAUUAUUAUUA